UUAUUAUUAUUAUUAUUAUUAUUAUUUUACCUGAUGUUGGCUCAUUGUAUAUGUAAACCCAGUCAUUUUGUAACUUCGUUUCGCCAUACCUCGGUUACUUAUUCAAAUAGAAAAACUACAGUAUAUCUGUUCCUCAGGAUGUGGAUCAUGGUUGUUUCCUAUUAAUAUAAAUUAAAUCGACACCGCUGUGAACUCAUUAAUUUGACUUUUCUUUCUAAAAAAAUGUAAGGCAAGUAGCUGCAUAUUCAGUAUAAUAAAAUUCAAAAAUCUUUUAAUAUUUGGUUAUUAGAAAAAAACUCGACUCAUUUUGAUUUCACAUGUUCAUUAAAUUAUGUUAGGAUGAUUAUAUUAAUUUUGUUAGCUCAGAUACGCCUUUUGUUGACUUUGCAUCAGCCAAUCUACUUGCGAAGAGAAAAGCUCUAUAUUGAUAUAGGAACGGGCACAUUAAAUUAGUUUGAUGUACCUACCAGAAAGGCAUUCGCACGUUUCUUGCAACUGGAACCAUUAGCACUCGUUUUCAGGCCAAGGUGGAAUUUAGAAUGAAAAACUGUUCAAGACAAGGAAAUUUCAAGUAUAUAUUAUAGUUUUACAAGUGGAGAGAUGACAACAAACUACAGACAACAUUUCAUUCGACCCCAGGCGCGAAAUCCAACCGAUGACCAAGGUGAUGAACUUCAAAUGCAGUACCUUUCAAGUUCUUCUGUUUUGUGUUUUGGCAUAUCAUGCAAACAAAGGAGUUACGUUAAGCGUCAAUGACUCAGAGGAAUACAAACUGCGUCAGGAGCUUUUAAGGAAUAUGGACGUCAUGGUUCGCCCAGUCACAUCAAGUUCUGAUGCUGUAAAUGUGUCUUUUUCUCUGACAGUUUGGGCAUUGGCUGAUUUGGAAAGCAAGCGCCAAAUGCUUUUAACAAGUGUCUGGAUCUCACAGAAGUGGAAUAACCCCUUUCUCGUUUGGGACAAAGACAAGUAUGGAGGUAUCGACAGAAUCCAUGUCAGCUCAAAAGAAAUUUGGGUUCCAGAUAUCGUCCUGUACAAUAAUGGAGAUAAACAGGUUCUCCAAGCAGGCCACACCGAAAUUUUCAAGAACUGGGUAGUGCUCAACAACGAUGGCUCAUGCAACUGGGAAUCUCCAGCAAAUAUUGAAAGCAGAUGUAAUGUUGAAAUCAGCUCGUUUCCUUUCGACGAGCAGCAAUGCUACCUUCUCUUUGGAUCUGCCACGUACGGAAGCGAGUCACUCCGCAUUCAUUCAAUACAUCCUGGAGAUGAAUGCCAACCAACAAAAGAGAAACUCCAUAACAACAAUGGAGAAUGGGAAAUUGAAUGCCUGAACGAAACAAUGUACCUUUCGGCAAUGGAGCAAAGAGUGAAUUCGGCCCAAAAAUACUCCUUUGCCAAAUACAGCCUGAAAAUUAAGCGCAGACCGUUGUACUACAUCAUGUUGCUGAUUGUUCCUUGUGUGCUUUGCACCAUGCUGGUUCUGAUCAGUUUUGCCAUUCCUCCCGAAAAUGGAGAGAGAAUCGGCUUCUGUGCCACCAUUAUGAUCUCAGUCAGCUUUUAUCUGAUCAUAAUGACCGACAUGCUGCCAGAAAAGUCAGACACACUACCCAUCCUCGGCAUAUAUUACACCAUUACGAUGGUCGAGAUAGCUGCCGCACUGAUGGCCACCAUUCUUGUGUUAAGGGUGUACCAUUCCGUAAGCGAGCCGCCUGCCUGUUUCAAGGCCCUAUGCAGAGUGCGGAAACCCAAGCCAAAGAAAGGGAUUGAACGUGCAAGCAAAUUAAAAUUGAAGAAAUUCCUGUCAAAACGAAAUGCCGUAGCAAACGACAUAACCAUUGUGGGAGAUGAUGCAGAUGUAACUGCACAUGUCCCAGUACAAGUUGAUCCCGAAGAAAAGCCAGUCGUCUUAAACGAGGACAAUGAGUGCGCAGAAGAUGACAAUAGAAAGGUCUGGCGCGCUGUGGCUGUCGCGUGUGAUCGCUUCUUCUUCUGGCUGUUUCUGAUUAUGUUUCUUGCCUCCACUGGAUAUCUCAUGAAAUUUCGUCCUAUUUUUAGGUUUUGAUGGUUCAAUAAUGAGCAUAGAGUUAGCUUUACGCCAUCUAAAAUACAGCUACUAUUUUUAAGGAUUGCAUGUGAUCUUUCUCCAAAUACAACUCCAAACCUAAUCCGAAAGUUUGGGAUUUUAGUUGUGCAAACUCAAAAAUAUUAUUAUUCUUGCAAAAUGUUGGAAAAAAAAAAAACUUUCAAUCUUCUUGAAUUGAUGUCAGUGCUAUCUUUUCAAUGGAGAACUGAAAAAUCCCAAAGUUAAAUUAAUUUAAUUCAAUUUUCAAUAUAUAAUCAGUCUCGGUGGCAAAAUCAGUUAUUAGUGUUUUACUACUGUUGUUAUAAUAUGAAUGUAAGCAUCAUCAGUAGUCGUAUUAUAUUGUAAGUAGAGUGAGUGUUAGUAUCGUAAGUUAAAUAAGUAAUUGUAUUUUUUGGUUGAGUAAGUUAUGCAAAUUAAAGUACUGUAAGUGGCAUCUGUAAUUGUAUCGUAUUGUUAAAUAGUGUAAGUAGUGUACGUAGCUGUAUUACUGUAAAUAGUUGUCGCUGUUGUAAUUAGCAGAUGCAUCACUGUUGUAAAUUGGGUAAUUAGACGUACCAGUGUUGUAAGUAGUGUGAAUCACAAUGAAAAAAAAAAAGUUUUGAGUUUUCGGUUAUAAACCAUAAACGUUGAUUUCACUGAUUAACUGGUAUCGGUCGAGUAACAAUUUUCUUCUCAUCUGCGUUGAUCUAUAGACUUUCAAUGCAGCUUAAUAACGGUCUCCUGCGUUCUAGAUGUAGAUUUUUAAGACUGCAAAGCCGUUUUAAAUGUUAUAGCUCAAGUUAUUGGUAAAUAUAUCAACUUAAUGUUUAAAAAAAGAAAAGAGAUUCUCAACUUACAAACGAAAUGAGCAUUAUGAUUUUUAUUUAAUUUUAUUUGAAUUAUAAAAGAAUCAAGUGAAUGUUACUUCUUAUUGUACUAGUUAAUGUUAAACCUUUAUUGUAAACAGACCAAUACCUCCCUUUGGAGAGUAAGGCGCAAUAAAGAUAUACUACUACUA
Molecule: messenger RNA, 3077 nt
Organism: Orbicella faveolata
Lineage: Eukaryota; Metazoa; Cnidaria; Anthozoa; Scleractinia; Merulinidae
Product: neuronal acetylcholine receptor subunit beta-3-like
Biological process (GO): monoatomic ion transmembrane transport
Cellular component (GO): membrane
Molecular function (GO): transmembrane signaling receptor activity; extracellular ligand-gated monoatomic ion channel activity
Source: RefSeq, a predicted model, not a curated record